GAGAAGUAGAAUCGGUUCCUUGCAGACGUGUUCGAUCUGCUGGUGCCACCAACCCGCCAAUCCAGUAAUUUAAAAGGCCACACAAUUUUAGCCCCCUGCACAUGCAUUGUCUCUCCAAUAUCUAUCACUCACCACCCUUCAGGGAUCACAUUUCUUUUCCUUCCUCCUCUCCUGGCCCAGCUCAUACUUAUUCUUUUCACAGGUUAGCACUAUUCGAAGAAAGAUUCUGGUGUUUCCUACUUCCUGGUGAGGCCAUUUCCUGACAGACACAACGAGAAUAAUGGCAUAGAUGAUAUGUGCUCCAGGGUUUAUACGAAAAUCAAUAAUUAUAGCAGAUAUCCACAAGGUCGGUUGAGCUUGCUGCCACCUGCCAGGAGCCUUCAUCUCCCAGCUGUGUUGGUCCAGCUGGACGUGGACAGUUGGGCAAUGGAAACGCUCGAGAUAAUAGGAAGCUAGAUUUGGGUCGCUGUUGACACUUUGGUUUGUUGCUCGCCGGUUCUUCCUUCGUCGCUGUCGCGUCAGAAGUCAGAGCAGUGAAAGAAGCAUCCGUGCAUGAGCAAUGGAGGCCAACGGCGUCAUCCCAGAUGUGAUGAUGCCGUCGCUCCUCGCCGACGUCGAGGUGUCACACCUCGCCGGCUUCGAUGUCACGCCGAGCCCGCACGCUGAACCCAGCCCACGCCCUCAGCUCCGCCACGACAAUCCGUCCCGCUCCCGGGUUCCGCCGCUGGAACGCGUGUCGCGGCGCAGCGAGGUUGUGUUCCCGCCGCUGGACUCGCCGUUCCAGGCUCCAGGAUACCGAUCGGUGCAGCCCGUGUCCAUCAGCCUGCCGGCGUCGCCGACAGGCUUCGGCGUGCCCGUGGCCCUCCCCAUCGCCGUGGGCGACGCCGGCGAGCCGGCCGACCUCCGGAGGCAGGCUAUGUCGAACGCGGCACGCGAUGCGGAAGAACAGCAGCUGGCGGCGCAGGGCAAGGGAAGCAACAAUAACGUUAGGUUCGUGCAGCCGGACAAGGUGGUGUUCCGGUCGCAGCCGAUCCCUGGCGGCAAGCCGGCACGCCGCGCGGCAUCGAACCGCGGCGGCCGGAUGAUGUCCCGGGACAGGCGCUACGACUCGUUCAAGACGUGGUCCGGGAAGCUUGAGCGGCAGCUCACCCAUCUGGCUGGCGCCGGGCCGGAGGUCCCCGAGGAGGAGGAGGACGGCUGCGACGGCGACGCCAUCAGCAGCCACCACACCAAGUCCAUGCCUCAGGUUGAUCGCUUCUUCGCCGCACUGGAGGGCCCCGAACUGGACAAACUCCGGUCAUCGGAGGAGCUGGUGCUUCCGUCGGACAAAACGUGGCCGUUCCUGCUCCGGUUCCCGGUGUCGGCGUUCGGUAUCUGCCUCGGCGUGAGCAGCCAGGCGAUCCUGUGGAAGACGGUGGCGACGUCAACGCCGACGAGAUUCCUUCACGUCACUACCAAGGUGAACCUGGUGCUCUGGUGCGUUUCCCUCGCGCUCAUGUGCGUCAUCGCGGCCAUCUACGCUUGCAAGGUGGUCUUCUUCUUCGAGGCCGUCCGCCGGGAGUAUUACCACCCGAUCAGAGUCAACUUCUUCUUCGCGCCGUGGAUUGCCUGCCUCUUCCUCGCCAUCGGCGUGCCGCCGUCCGUCGCGACGGAGCUGCCACGCUGGCUCUGGUACGCGCUCAUGACACCUAUCCUCUGCAUGGAGCUCAAGAUCUACGGGCAGUGGAUGUCCGGCGGGCAGCGGCGGCUGUCCAAGGUGGCGAACCCGUCGAACCACCUGUCGGUCGUCGGCAACUUCGUCGGCGCGCUGCUCGGCGCGUCCAUGGGUCUCAAGGAGGGGCCCGUCUUCUUCUUCUCCGUUGGGCUGGCGCACUACACCGUGCUGUUCGUGACGCUGUACCAGCGGCUGCCGACGAACGAGACGCUGCCCAAGGAGCUUCACCCGGUGUUCUUCCUGUUCGUGGCGGCGCCGAGCGUGGCGUGCAUGGCGUGGGCCAAGAUCACCGGCGAGUUCGGCCUCGGGUCAAGGGUCGCCUACUUCAUCGCCAUGUUCCUGUACGCGUCGCUCGCCGUCCGGAUCAACUUCUUCAGGGGGUUCAGGUUCUCGCUGGCGUGGUGGGCGUACACGUUCCCGAUGACCGGCGCCGCCAUUGCGUCCAUCCGCUACUCCACGGAGGUGGACAACGCCUUCACCAAGGCGCUCUGCGUCGCGCUCUCCGUGCUGGCCAUGCUCACCGUGCUGGCGCUCCUGGCGACCACCAUCGUGCACGGCUUCGUGCUCCGCAACCUCUUCCCCAACGACAUCUCCAUCGCCAUCACCGAGCGCAAGGUCAAACCCAUCGUGGAGCUGCAUGAGAUGCUCGGCAGCAAUGACAGCGCCGCCGGUCGUAGCAACGACGACAUCGAGGCCGGUGUUGCGACAGUCGAAUCAUCGUGAUCCGACUAAAAGCACACGCUCAGUACAACAUGUACAUGAAUCGAGGAUGACACGAGACAACGCAUGACUGUUCUUGCUUGCCUCGUGGACUUGCAUUGAUCUGUGGCUUAGCAUACGUGGCAUGCUCACUAGACACAAAGAUUGCCUCGUGGACUCCUGGUGUAAAUCAAGAAGAGGAACCUUUAACUUUUCGAUUAAGCUUGCGGCUAGAUGUUCUGUACAUUUUUCAGAUAAUGGAUUAUAAGAACCUAGUA
Oryza sativa Japonica Group (Japanese rice) is the source of this 2691-nucleotide messenger RNA. RefSeq names its product S-type anion channel SLAH2. NCBI's taxonomy places the organism in Eukaryota, Viridiplantae, Streptophyta, Magnoliopsida, Poales, Poaceae. Gene Ontology annotation, biological process: intracellular monoatomic ion homeostasis; transmembrane transport. The record is from RefSeq and is a predicted model, not a curated record. Gene Ontology annotation, cellular component: membrane. Gene Ontology annotation, molecular function: voltage-gated monoatomic anion channel activity.